UAGCAGGCAUGCUCGGCUAGAGGAAAUCACAACCACCGCGUUCAUAAGGAUCAUAAUUUAAACUCUUUAUGGAGGACCUUAAAAGAUCAUUAAAGAUGCCUCUCUUUGGAAACAUCUUCAGUCCGAAGAAGACCCCUCCUCGCAAAUCUGCAAGUCUAUCCAGCCUUCACACUUUGGAUUGUUCAACAAGAGAAAUAGAGCUUGGCCUUGAGUAUGGACCUCCAUCAAUGAACAUUGGAGCUCAGAGUUGGAAAUUUGAAGAUGGACAGUGGAUAACAGAAUCUGGUGGAAACACAUCUAGUAGGGAAGUGCAACGUCUUAAGAAAAGAAAUGUGCAACUAGAGGAAGAAAACAACCUCCUAAAACUGAAGAUCGAACUUCUCCUGGACAUGUUGACUGAAAGUACUGUAGAGUACCACCUGAUGGAGAAAGAAGUGGAAGAUAUAAAGAAUCAACACAGAAGAAAAAAAUGACAAAUCUAGUAUGAUGAGUGUUUUUAAGUGGAAUUGUGUGUUUUUGUUUCAUCUGAUUGUUGGAAGGCUAUUUUUUUUUUACUUUAUAAAAUGUCUUCUUGUCUUACAUGGGAAAUAAAUUCCUCUUGCUUUAUUCUCACAUUAAGGACUCUUGUGUCACAGGUUGCAGCCUUUAAAAAUGUGUUACAAGUAAAUUAAUAUGUUUGUGCCUUCCUCAAUUUGUUUGAUUGUUUUGCAGUUAGUCUUUAUCAACUUAGAUGAUUCAAAAACAAAAAAAAUCACACAUACACGAAGAAAGGAGCGCUGAAAGUUCACGACUGCUUCAAACCGGAAACCAGAAAUGCGUUGCUACCAAGCAAACCAAUCACAGCCCUCUCCGUCUGCGUUUGGUCUGCGUCGCCUCGACGGGUAGUUACAAUUUACAAUACAAUUUACAAUACAUACCGGUACUAUUAUACACCCGGCACAUCUGUAUUAUAUGUACAAAGUACGAUUGUGUUUUUUAUUAUGUUUGUUUCUGUGCAUUAAAAAUAAGAUUGA
Molecule: messenger RNA, 1013 nt
Organism: Cololabis saira (Pacific saury)
Lineage: Eukaryota; Metazoa; Chordata; Actinopteri; Beloniformes; Belonidae
Gene: cby1
Product: chibby 1, beta catenin antagonist
Exons: 5
Coding region: 69-473 (134 amino acids)
Source: RefSeq, a predicted model, not a curated record